AUGAUUCAUACGUCGGUCGAAAUAGCAGCCCCGCCAGAUCAAGUCAAAAAUGUUAAAGACGAUGUCAUCAGUGGUACUAUGGGCGGGGUAAAUUUCACUGCUAAAAUCAUAGAAUGCAAUGCGAACACUCUUUCCUGGACCGGACCACCAGUCUAUGGCCUCUUCCGGGGCAUACAUGUGUUUAGGUUCGAGAAGUCGACUGUUACAGGAGGUGGGACGACUUUUGUGCAGGAAGAAAGCUUCGUCGGUAUCAUGGCGUGGGCUUUCAGCCCAGUUCUACCUCUGGGUUGGGUGACCAAGAGUUAUUUCAAUAAGUUUAACGCUGAAUUGAAAGGGGAAGCUGAGGCGCGAUAUACGCAUAGUUAA
Messenger RNA from Mollisia scopiformis, 366 nucleotides. RefSeq lists its product as uncharacterized. Lineage: Eukaryota; Fungi; Ascomycota; Leotiomycetes; Helotiales; Mollisiaceae. Bases 1 to 366 code for a protein of 121 amino acids. The record is from RefSeq and is a predicted model, not a curated record. The transcript is spliced from 3 exons.